CUGUCUGUGCUACCAUCUUUACCAGGAUUUAGCCUGCAGAUUAGGACCUUAAACUGUCAUAAAUCUCUUUUCCAACAUGUUUGGCUGCUGGAGUUGCUCAGAAGCAUCCCAGAUAUAAAUAGGAUCUUAGUACACAAGGUGCUGCUUCAAGGAGAAUCACAGUGUUUUGAGUCAGCUUUUAGUGCCCGUUGUAUAUUCAUUGCUCCAUUCCUGGUUCUAUGUCUAUGCAUGCAGGUGGCUGUUGUGUAUACGUAAGGUAGAACUUUAGCUCGCAUAGCAAAAUGAACUAUUGCAUGCAAGAAUUCUAUGAUGUGCACCAGGCUGCUGCUAACAACUGCUGCAUGCAGCCUCCUGAUUAUUGCACGUAUAUUGAAGAUAGUCAGAGCUACAGCAGUUCUGAGGCUCAGGUCCUACACAACAAUAACAUAUAUAUGGAACAGGCCUGGGCGGUGAAUCAACCUUAUACCUGUAGUUACCCUGGAAACAUGUUUAAAAGCGAGUACUCUGAAAUGGACAUGGCCCUGAAUCAGUACAGCCAACCCGAGUAUUUCACUGAAGAAAAAACUACUUUUCCACAAAGGCAGUCUCCGAUGUACUCGCAGAAAAAAGGGUACAUACCCAGCUACUUGGAUAAAGAUGAGCUAUGCGUGGUGUGUGGAGACAAGGCUACAGGGUAUCACUACAGAUGUAUCACCUGCGAGGGCUGCAAGGGAUUUUUUCGAAGAACUAUUCAGAAGAACCUCCAUCCGAGCUAUUCUUGUAAAUAUGAAGGAAAAUGUGUUAUAGAUAAAGUAACAAGGAACCAGUGCCAAGAAUGUCGCUUCAAAAAGUGCAUCGCUGUUGGAAUGGCAACAGACUUGGUUUUGGAUGACAGCAAACGUUUGGCAAAAAGGAAACUCAUAGAAGAAAACAGAGAAAAAAGACGGAAAGACGAGAUACAGAAAUCACUUGUUCAGAAACCUGAACCCACACAAGAAGAAUGGGAGCUGAUACAAGUUGUUAGUGAAGCGCAUGUGGCCACCAAUGCACAGGGAAGCCACUGGAAACAAAAAAGGAAAUUUUUGCCAGAGGACAUUGGACAAGCUCCCAUAGUUAAUGCGCCUGAGGGUGGAAAAGUGGAUUUAGAAGCCUUCAGCCAGUUUACAAAAAUAAUCACCCCAGCAAUUACAAGAGUGGUUGAUUUUGCCAAAAAGCUACCUAUGUUUUGUGAGCUGCCAUGUGAAGACCAGAUCAUCCUUCUUAAAGGCUGUUGUAUGGAGAUCAUGUCCCUCCGAGCAGCAGUGCGGUAUGACCCCGAAAGUGAAACUCUAACUCUGAAUGGUGAGAUGGCAGUGACAAGGGGGCAGCUAAAAAAUGGAGGACUCGGUGUGGUUUCAGAUGCCAUCUUUGACUUAGGGGUGUCGCUUUCUUCAUUCAGUCUUGAUGAUACCGAAGUCGCCUUGUUGCAGGCUGUGCUGCUUAUGUCAUCAGAUCGCCCUGGCCUCACUAGUGUGGAGAGAAUAGAAAAGUGCCAGGAAGGUUUCCUCUUGGCUUUUGAACACUACAUUAAUUACAGGAAACACAACAUUGCACACUUUUGGCCAAAACUGCUGAUGAAAGUCACCGACCUCCGCAUGAUUGGAGCGUGCCAUGCCAGCCGGUUCCUGCACAUGAAGGUGGAGUGCCCCACUGAACUGUUUCCCCCACUGUUCUUGGAAGUGUUUGAGGACUAGAACAGACUGUGCUUCUGGAUUCUCAGCACUUCUGGGGGGUCUCCCCUUCCAUUCCAUUGCCUCCGUCACUUUUUAUUUUGUUCUUGUCCGUUCUUAAUAGACAUGGAUGAUAAUGUUCCUCUGAUGCGGGUACUUGUGACUGACGUGUUUUCCUUAUCCUGUCCAUUUGAUGUGAAGUUUAUCCGUGGAAGUUCAAUCUCUUUCUUACCGAAGAGACUGGCAACAUAUUACACAGCGGUGUGUUUGGCUGUCCUUCCAGUUUUAAAGCAGUUUUGGGGGGGUGGGGAAGACAAAACAAAUAAUGUAAAUGAUUUUGCAUUCACCAGCACUACAGAUCCAACACAGCAAAGGUAUUUUCAAAUAUUGUGCCUGCGGCUACCAUCCCUACCAACCAUCUCCUGCAACGAUCACUCACUCGUGCAAUGUGGGGCAGUCAUUACCAUGUAUUGCUACAGUAUGCUGUUUCCUCCAGGAUCAAGGCAGAUAUUUGGUUGUAUCACUAGAUGGUAUUUUAUAAUUUAUUUUUAAACGUAGAUUGAACCACCCAUGGUCUGGCACUCUCUGUGCCCCAGCUGAGGAUAUUUGCUAAGUAUAUUUUCUUAGUUGUUUUGUUAGGAGGAGAUUUAGUCUGGUAAUAGCCCUAAUUCUACCUUUAUACUUUACAAAAACACAAUAAGCCUGAAAAGAAUGUAUUUUUUUACUCUAGCUUUUCCAUGUCCAACAUCAACUUAUGUUUUGUUUUUUUUUUUGUACUGAAAGAAAUGCGCUAAACAGAAAUAGAUAUUUAGGCAGAAACUACAUUAGCUCACUUUCGUAUCAUGUAGUGUGUUUUGAUGGGCUGACUGUAUAGAAUUAGUUCUUUAAUUCUGCACAUUCCCUUCUCAGGUAUUUGGAAGUACACUUUUCUGGAAUGCUUUCUGUUUCACCAGUAUCCUAAGCCCUCUGGCGGAUGAACCAUGACACAUUGUCUCCAGCAUCCCCACCACCUGUAGCUGAACUGCCAAUCCUAACAGCCGUCUGCAAUGUUCAUCUGCUGAGGGGUGGCAAGUUCAACCUCAGCUGGAGGAUCUGGUAUUAGAAAUUCCUAUGCUAUAGAAUGGCAAAAUAUGAGAUUUGGUAACAUUACAAAGAUAUAAACCCAGUUCAUAAGUAAAUGGCAUCCAAAAUCUUGAAAUGUGAUCAUUUUUUAACCGUAGCGCUACCUCCUUCAUUGUCAGAGUUCUAAUAGUGCCUAGGUAUGAAGCAGUGGCGUCACUUCCAUGCUGGAAGACCUCAAGUCAGGCAAACUGCUUUAUUACCUUAUAUCUUCUCACUUUAUCAGGCUACUCAUAAACUGUGUUCAUCCAGGUUAAAAUAUAUUAAUUCAGGUUCUUAUCAGCUGCAAGAUUAUUAUAUAACAGAAAAUAUAUUUAUAAAAAAUGAAUUUAAAAAUGACUAAAAAAAUACUUUUGCCAAUAACAAAAAUAAUUCUAGUUUUAGGCCCAUGAGAAUUAGCAAGAAAACAAUGAAUUGAGUAGGAGCUUUCUGCUUGCUUUAAAAUACAGAUUACUGUGAGUUCUUUCAAUUACCAGUGAAAAAGAACUGGUUAUAAAAGGCCCAUGGUUCUAAUGUAGGAUAUUCUGCAAAAGAAUGAAGCCAGCAAUCCUGUGCAUAUUUAUAAAUGUUGCAAGUUUUGUCUCUAGGAGCAGAAUAUAUGUUAGUGUUCUUUUAAAGAGGUACUUAAAUGCAAUUCUUUUAUGCAGAAAGAAGACUGAGAGGUAAUUAAUGUGUAAUAUAAUAUAUGUGUGUAUAGAUGUAUAUGCAUAUGUAUCAUUUUAAAAUGGUAUGGUUAGUGCUCUUUUCCAGAUGAUCUAGCUCAACAGUGUUUUUAUAAUUCAACUUUAAAAUUAAAUCCAAAAGAUUUUAUUUUGUAUUGUAUAAAAAUUCUAUAAAACCUGAAAAGGUUAUAUUAAACUGAAACAACUCCUUUUAACAUAUGUUAAUCACAAGGAGGAUAUUUUUCUAUCAGACAGGACAUUGUCUAUGUAGGGUUUGAAAACCAACCCACCUUCAUAACUUCAUACACUCAGGAAAGCAAUCUUGCCACCAGGAAAUAUGUACAAGGAAAAUUGAUUUUUUUGGUUCACUUCAUUUAACAAAAAAUUCCUUUGGCCUUAAUCAGUGGCCUGCCUCUUAACAAUUUGAUCUUUGCAUGUCAGCAAGGCUAAUUGGCAUCUGCCCCUUUGUUUAAACGUUGGUAGAAAAUGGAAAGGAAAGGAAUUUAAUUGAAUCUUAUAUGAAUGCUUGGCAAUGGUAAUGCUUAGCUUUUUAAUACUCUAUUUGCUUUCAUCCAGGGCAAGGCAUACACAUUAAUCCAGCAAAUAGCCUUAGUAGUUAUCCUCUCCGAAUUAGUUUCCAACUGGGGGAUCCAGGGCCAAUCGGUACUGCCACCCCUGGGGCCCCAGUCGCGAGGUUGUCCAUAUGCCAAAGCCGCGCCCCCCCUGUUUGUGCCUUGUACUUUUCCCUUAAAGCUAUGAUUGGGGGGAGGUCAGGGAUGAGGCAGUGCCGGGUGGUGUCGGGUCUGGGUCAGUGAGGCCUAUGUGGGCUGAGGCCCACCAGGGUUUUGCCGGUGUCACUCCAGCCCAGUCCUACCCUGCUCCAGAUCAUCAAACACUAGGGGACAAAGUCGUCAUAAAUCUGUUAAUUCCUCAAAGUGUGUUCAACUGAUUUUAGCUGUUGAACACUGUUCAAUAAAGAGUUUCAACCAGGGAUUAUUGCAGUAUCCUUCAGUAAAAAAAUCAGACUUAAAAUAAAAAAAAUCUGCCCCCAAAUUGUUUUUUCUUUCAUAACUACAGAUAUACUUUUUUUUAUAGAAAGUCCAGUUCAGUUUGUGUGCCUAGUUCUGUUCUAAGGUUAAACAAGGGAAGGAAAUAAAUUGCAUUUAUACUGACGCUUUACUAGUACAAAUCAUAAAUAUGAUUGAUUAUAUUGUGGAUAUUAGAAAGGUGGCAGUGGCGAAUUCCAUUAAUUUUAGUCUUUUUGCAGUACAGGUAUUGCAACUGCCUUUAGGAAUUUAAUGCCAUUCUUUAAAUUACAUAAAGUCAUUAUUUUAUAAUCCCUUGUGUGAUCUGUGUAACAGUAAGAGGAAUUUACAGUCAUCAAUAUAAACAUGAACCCAAACUUUUAUGGUUCUUAAACGGGAACUAUUGCAAAAAGGACAAAUUAAUAUAAGCUUCAUGACAUGGAAAUAAGAAACAUUUUACAUAUAAUCAAUUGAAAAUUCUGUGCACUUUCUAAAAUAAUCCAGUUACUCCUCACUACCCUCUCGCAGCAUUUGCCUCUCUAAAUUUAACUUCAGCAUGAAGGGAAAUUAAAAUGGACAGGUUAAUACAUCUUUUAGGGGAGGAUCCUUUUUCUAGCAGAUAUAUUCACAUAACUGACUCCAACACAAACAAUAGCUGAGAAAACAACUGGCUCAAACCCUGCAUGUAAAGAGGCAGAAUUUCUGCCAGUUAUUUGUGAGAGUGAGAUCUAUCUUCUAGGCAAGGGUAGCCCCCAAAAGUUAUACUGAACUGUCAUUCUCUGAAGAGAGAAUAAAUAGAGACAGAUUGCUAGGAGAGGGGUAGGGAAGGGUAACUUGACUUUUUUCAGAUAUAGUAAAGAAUUUAUAUUUAGAAAAAUUUCAUUUUCACAAUAGUUCCCCUUUUAUAAAUGGUCAGCAAUAUAAAGAACUGUAAGAAAACAAUAGGGAUGCAGAUUUAUUAAACAGACAGUUUUGUUGAUUUUUUUUCUCUUUUCACUGGAUUAAUGGAAAUAAUAAAUAGGUACAGUACCUUUUUUGAAGGUAUUACUGCUAGCUGCAUAGGUUGUCUGCCCGAAACCUUAUUUAUCAUCUUUCAUAGCCCUCCUAAUGUAUUAUAGUCCACUAAAAGGAUUUUACCAGCUGAAUAAUAUAAAACCCUUUAAAGUAAGAUAAGUAAUAAUGCAGAUACAUUUCUGGAACCAUGCCAUAGGAGGGGGUGGUUACUUCAUGAAGGUGUAAAAAUCCUUUUCAGGGGGAAUUUUAUAGAUUUUGUCCCUUUCCAGGGGUGAAACACAAAAGUGCCUCACAGAGAAAUACAUUUAAUAUAAUCCCUAUGAGAUUUCACUGCUGCUGAGGCUAGCCACAGAUUCCUGACUAAAUUCCUCACUGCAUAAGGGUUUAGUCUACAGCUAGUCUGUAUUUCACUUCGGCCUCCCUCAUUCAAAGUCCAGAAGCCUAAAUUUGUCACAAAUAUAAUUUAGUCGCUCAAAUAGUUCUCAGACGAGUUAGUUGCCUUGGGAUUUGAUACAUAGAGGAAGGUGAAUAGGAAAACAUGACACAGUAUUUGACAUGAUUGAUUUCCCCUCAAAAAAUGCCUAAUGUUUGGCUUGCUUAAACUUAAAAAAUUAAGAUUAUAGGGGGAAACUGUGGCCUGAAUUCUGGAACAGCAAGUUCCAAACACACAAUUUCCUUAAGACAAAAGUGUCAUUCAUUUGCAUAGCGCAGUUGCAUAGUAACAUAACCUUACAGCUCAGAUACAGUAUUAAGUAAUAAGAACAGUAUUUAGUGAUAUUCCUGCGCCCAAGAUAUUUCAAACAAGUUCUACCACUAGCAGUAAAGAUUAUAAGACCAGUGGGAGGGACUGCCAUUUUGUUCCUUUUAAUAUACCUAUUACUGGUCACAAUCUCUUCUAAAUCAAAACAAAGAAAAAAGUGAAUUAACACUAGCAAUGAUCUGAAUGCACCAUUAAAUACUAAACAAGUAAUGAGAGGGACUUUGAUGGAAAUAGCUAGUGUCAACUGGAUAUUCUAGGGUUUAUUACAGCAGCAGCCAGAACCUGUUGAGGAUGAGACCAGAGGUGCUAUAUUAUGUGUGAUUUGUACACCACUUCUGGUUACUCCUCUUUCCAUCACUUACUCUAAAUGCCAUUCACAAACUGAUUGAGAAGCUUGCAGAAUACCUUAGUUAUAUCGUUGCAUAUGGGAUAGGCUCUGUCUGAAGACUAUCCUGCUGCCAUGUAUCUUUAUAGUAAUAAAGACAUGUAUGGAUAAGCUCAGCAGACUAUAGCAGCAAGUGAUUUGAACCUUGAGAUGAUUGCUGUAGUUGUGCGUCUGCUGUGUAGGAAUAAAACAGAUCAACAAAGCUCCUUAUUUGCCAGUAGAGUUGAAUAGUGCACAAGUGGAUUAGCAAUGGUUUAGCCAUUAAAUCAGAGACCAGAACUGUGAACAAUUAAAGACAGAUAUAUGUCAAAAAGAUGAAGUGAAAUGCAUAAUAAUUAUCCGUUACACUGUAUAAAUCCUAGAAACCAGGUUAUAAGUCUAUUGUUGGAUUAGUCGCAUGUACAAACUCAUACUGUGCGUUCAAAAACAGUCUAUGCCUUCUAUCAUUUUUAUUGUUGAAAGUACAGUUGCCUUAAACCUUAUACCAAAUGUAUUCUUAUUCAGGUAUUUUCAAAGAAAUCAUCUAGAGAAACUCCAUAAUAAUAGGGUCUUUAAUAUAAAUUUCUCAUUCAUAACUGAACUGAUAAAACGGCUAGGUUUUUCAUUUUUAAAGUCUCUUAUAGUUUAUUGAUUUCCACUUAUCAGCCACACAAUUUCUGCCUUCAGCCAGAUGCCAUGGCAUCAAAGUGACCAGAUCACUAUGUGAAAGCUGUGCUGGUUUCUUAAAGGAGAACUUAAAUAGAGCAUUGCUAGAAAUGUUGUAGUUUUUCAACUGAAUUCACUGUCCCAGCCCCGAGGUUCAGUGGCUGUAUAAUAUCAAUGUGUCAUGCCUUCAAAUUUGUGCACAUCUUAAAUCUUUGAGGGCUAGUGGCACUGCACAUGCUCAGUGUGCUCUUGGCUGCUGAGGGGCAGAUUUAUCAAAGGGAAAAUAGAGCUCACCACAGUAACAUCUCACCCACUGAUAAAUACGCUUCUAAAAAUCCCAUACGAAAGAAUAGAGAGUGGGGGAAUUUUGGAGGCACAGAUCUUCACCAAAGAUGCUUUGAUGGCCUUGGCCUGGUACAGAGGCACAAAGCACAAAGGGGCAAAUUUAUCAAAGUGUGGAAUUAAAGCUCACUACAGAAAAAUUCCCCAUUUUUAGCCUAAUGCAUUGUUGAACUUUAGUUCUCCUUUAAGUACUCUGAUGUUUCCUCUCCUCUGAAACUAUGUGAGCAAUCACGCACCCUUUCAAUGCUUCAGAUUUCACAUAAAGCACUCCAUUAGUAAUAAAAAGUACAUCUUUGAUUCCAUGUCAUCUUGAUAUAUGGCCAGCGGUUAUUCAUCUGUGACACCAAUAACAAAUAUUUCCUAGUUUUACAUGAAUAUUUUAGCUUUUCUUCAUAUUUGAAAUGUUACAUUUCUAUUCAAACUUUUCCUUUUAGUAUUAACAGCAGGGAAAUAUUGUGCAGGUAAAAUUAUUAAUCCACCAGCAAAAACUCAGCACAGACGCGCGCCUUACAGCUACGGGCGCAAUCACAGCGCCAUCAGCAAACGGCUCAGUAAUCACAUUCAUACAAGCAAUAUCGCCAUGACUGUGCGCUGAAUGCUUAGCAGCCAUACUCCCCUUCUCAUACACAGCCCCCAGUAUAUUCCACCGCUCAUAGCAUUAGAAAUACUAACGUGAUAGAUAAGUGCAUUUAAUAGAUGCAGAAUUUCCCAGUGUCCUUAAGCUACUGUCACAGCUUCUCUGUGCUUCAUAUACUUGUUCACUUACAUAAAGAUGAUAAGAGUGGGCACCUUAUAUACAGAGAUACAGAAUACCAAAUAUAUUUACUCCUGGUACAGGUAUGGGACCUGUUAUCCAGAAUACUUGGGACCUGGGGGUUUUGGGAUAAUGAAACUGAAAACGUGGAUGCCAUUUCCAGAUCUUAAAGGUGAAGGGAAGUCAUUUUGGCAUUUUACUGCCGAUAGGUUUGCCACAUUAGUGCCACCUAGAACAUUUUAUUAUUAUAUUAUAAUCAGAUUAGAUUUAUAACCUGCAAUUAUAAGAAAAAUUCAUUCUGUAGGUUUAAGACUUUCAGCUCUCUUUAUUUUUUGGAUUUUGCAAUUAGAGAUUGCCCUGGAAUACACCUCUCUCUCUCUCUCUCUCUCUCUCUAUAUAUAUAAUGAAUAUACUGUGGCUGUGUAUAAUUCAUACAAAGAUCAUGCAAUCACAUUCAGGAAUUGUGCUGCCAAUAUAAUGUUACCAAAUCUCAUAAAGGGUUCUAUUUCCUAAGCAUCGCAAGCAAGAAUCAAACUUGUUUGUAAUUGUGUGUAUGUAACGAGUCCAGGUAACGAGCGGGACGGGCAAUUCUACCAAACUCCCCUCUGAACAUGAACUGACCGUUGUUAAAGGUACAUCAGCUCUAGUGUUCUUUCUGUUUAUGCUAUAGAAUGAAUUUAUAUAUGUAUAUACUUGCUCUCUAGCUGCAUGCAUCACUGUUCCAAUCACGUAACGGAUAUUCACUUUUGUACAGGCUAAACCUUUUUGAAAGGUGACUAUGAGGAGAAAUUAUAAGAUCUCAGCAAAGAAAGUAAUUGCGACAGGGAAAACAUUGGCGCAGCUUUAUCUGUGCUGAAGUUUGGAAAUUGGCCAAAUUGCUAAAUCUGAGAAUCAGUUACUCCAGUAAGUUGUUUCGCCACAGUGGAUUGCGUGGUGCCGCUGGGAAUGGGCCGAUAUAAAUAUCAAAUGACUGGGGAUCUUUUCAGCCUCACAGGGUUUGUUAUUCUUGUCCAGUGAAUAGGAAAUCCGUGUGGUGCCAAAAGGCCUCUAACCCGUCGUUGGUGAUAUUAUAGUGCCCAUCCCCAGCCGCAGCACAGUAUCUGCCCACAGAUCAUAUGGUGAUUUAGUGGGAGAACCUGCACAGAUUCCACUGGGUUUUACAAUAUGCAUGAUGGAAAAUGAAAUAGGAACAACUAUUCACUUAACUUUACAGUACGUAGGGCCCUGGGGUAUCACCAGAUUUCUAUUGUACACUGUUGCCAUAUUAUUAUAGAAAAGCACUUUUACCUCAAAGAGGCAACCACACCCUGGGGAAGAUGAGGGUUAUGGUCUAAAACUGACAUAAGGAAAUGUGUAUUUAGAAUGAUAAGCAGAGUCAGUCCUAAAAGAAACGUACUGCACCUUGUCAAAGGCUAAUAUUUUUAUUCUGUACCCAAAAGAGACUCCCUAUAUAGAAUAAUUUUUUAAAGAAAGAUUAUAUUAUAUUAUUGCAUAGAUAUUUAUUUUCAGCAUUGCAUCCCAAAUAAUGACUAUUUUUACUAUGCAGAUAUUGACUGCACAAGCUAAAGCAAAGGAAAUACGUUAAAAACCAGAGGAAAAAAGGCAAAAGGUUUGGCCUUACCGCUACACAUAGAUUGUGAUGUCAAUGGAAAUAACUGUUUAUACUGAACACAACACAUUAUUGUUUGCUUGCUGAUGGGGAUCUUACCAGGCAAGGUGGAGACAUUGAAGGAAAUGUCAGUAAUGCAGGUCUUGUAGAUUGACUCCAAUGGGGGAAAUUGUUAGGAAUAAUAAAAUUAAACAUCACAUUAAUUUUGUCUGGAGAGCAUCAUGGUUCAGGCUGUAGUUCAUUUUACUGUAUGGUGCCUUCAAGAUCAACCCGUAGUCCUAUUAAUCCCCCACAGUGCUAAAACCCCUGGCUCUGCCAAGCUCCUCCAGCAACAAGCAAACCCAGGCAGCCUGUUGUACGCUGCUUUUCUGUUGCACAGUUUGUCUUCUCCAUGGCAUCAACAGAGUCUAUCUUUGCACAAGACAAUCAUGUCAAACAGAGAAAAGGCUGUGGAUAGUUUGGUUUAUAUGGAGACUGGGCAGAGGUUCAAGAGAUUGUAGAUAUUAUUGCCAUCUCCAAAAGUAUCCAAGGUGCACAUCUGUGCUUCACAGCUACAGUCUAUACAGUCUAUAAACUUGUACAAUCUACAUCCGCUCAUCUUCUGCUCAGCAGAUAUUGCACAUGUCUUUAAUAAGUAUAAGCCCAGCAACUCCACUUUUCUUUCGCUUCAUUUGCUUCUGGGAUGUACAAUGGAUCCCAUAUAUGUAAUAUAAAAACUUGCUAAUGUCCAGAACUAUCAAAAUAUGCAAAUAAUUCAAACAGGACAGAGCCAUUUCUUAUGGGGGGAAUGUAAUACAUGAGCACACUCAGCUCUUUGGUCAGAAUCCAAAGCAUUUCAUAGGUUUAGCUCUACCUUUCACACAGACACUCGGCUCUUCAUCAUCUCGGGCUCAUCAGUGACUUGAAUAAGUCAAAAUAGCUACAUUUUAUACAAAGUCUGAGACCUACAAGGCAUAAGCUCACAGCCCCGAGUGCUAAUAAAGUGAGACUGUGUGAACAAGUAGGAUAUCACUGUAGAAAGCACAAAAAAUGGUGUUUUUUAUUUGUUAAUGUAGACAAGACAAUAGGUUGCAAUUCAUGUAUCUCUGUGCAUUUUAUAUGUUGGCUUCACUUCUGCAUGAAAAGGGGUUAACAACAGAUAUCUGUGACAUUGACCGGCUACCUCCCAAAAUAUAGCACUUAUAGCAGGGUGAUAGACUCAUCAGAAUCAUAUGACUAUGAAAUAUUUCUGGGAACUGUUUUGGAAUAAGCAUUGAUUUCUAUAGAUGUAAAUGCUACACGGUUAAUUGCAAAACAUGAUGAAAUGUUGCUGUACUAUAAUUGUUCUUUUUAUGGUGCGUUUUGCAGUUUGUAAGUACAUUGAGAGACUCUAUGAUGGUUCCAAUAUGGUUUUCAAAUAAAGACACAAGGUGAAAAGGAGCUUAAGCUGUAUUUGUACUUUCCCUGCCUUCAUGUAUAAACCACAUUCAAGCUCAUACCUAGGCAACAUUUUGCAAACAGUGUUAAGUUAUACUGCUAAGAUUGUCAUUUUUUGUAGCAUAACAAAUUAACAAAUAAAUAUAUAAAUAUAUGCAA
Molecule: messenger RNA, 11578 nt
Organism: Xenopus tropicalis (tropical clawed frog)
Lineage: Eukaryota; Metazoa; Chordata; Amphibia; Anura; Pipidae
Gene: thrb
Product: thyroid hormone receptor, beta
Exons: 7
Coding region: 282-1712 (476 amino acids)
Biological process (GO): DNA-templated transcription; intracellular receptor signaling pathway; positive regulation of DNA-templated transcription
Cellular component (GO): nucleus
Molecular function (GO): thyroid hormone binding; zinc ion binding; DNA binding
Source: RefSeq, a predicted model, not a curated record